AUGGCCGACUCCUGGUCCCGCGGCUCGUCUGGCAUCAUCAUUUCAAUAGUAGUAUCGACCUUGAUGAUCCCUACCUUCGUGUGGGCGAAUGGCAUACCAAACGUCUUCCCAAUCGAGACCACCGUUCAAUUGUGGAAUAAGUCUACGGUCCAACGUUGGAAUCACUCUACUUUUUCCGGUCUGAUAUAUCCCUCGGCGAUUGUUUCUUUGGGUAAUAGUGACCACAAACGCCGUUCUCUCACCGCUUCGCCAGUUAAGAUGAAGGAUGCUAUUGGAUGGGUGUCGUGGCAGCCACCACUGCCGCAUAACACUAUACCGGCCCUCACCGGGCCUAACAAAUCUCCGCUACCUCCCCUUCUCACUUUUAUGAGUACUAUAAGUGCCAGCGAAUCUCCUACAACAACUGUCUUAGGAAUGGGCAACGUGACAACUACAACCGACGACGACGAGUGUGCCAGAAAUCGGAUGGCACUGGAUUGCUCGACAAUGUCCCGAAGCUCUCCUCAACCCGACUGGUUCUCGCUCACAACCUCCUGGACCAACGUGAGUCGGUUGGGCACAGUCACGAGUAUUUCAUCUGCGUCAGCUUUGGAUACUCCUGAGGAGACUACGUCAUGGAGUCCUUCACCAUCCACGGUCUCCAUUCUCAAAUCCGUGAUGAAUUCUUCUUUAACGUACGAAACGGUAUCCGCCUCGGAUGGGCCUAAUGUUGCGACCACCUCCUUCACUUCUUCCACGGCGACUACCUCCAGUUUCAUUUUUGCAUCCUCACCUGGUGCUCCCGGGAUAUCACCAGGCAGCCCCCUCACCGGUGGUGAGGCGCUCGUGACUCGGGCGCAGUAUUUGCUGAAAGUCCUUGGAGCUCUGAACAUCCUCUUCUGGGCUAUGUAA
Cladophialophora immunda is the source of this 891-nucleotide messenger RNA. RefSeq lists its product as uncharacterized. The coding region runs from base 1 to 891 and encodes 296 amino acids. Lineage: Eukaryota; Fungi; Ascomycota; Eurotiomycetes; Chaetothyriales; Herpotrichiellaceae. The record is from RefSeq and is a predicted model, not a curated record. The transcript has a single exon.